AUGUGCUCUUACAGGUGGUCUGAAUAUGAGCACCAAACUUAUACACGUGGUUUGAAUAUGAGCACUAAACCAGAUGUGGUUACAUUUAUUAGUAUGCUAUCAUCUUGUAGCCAUGGAGGAUUACUCACUCAAGGAAGAAGCUACUUCAAAGAGAUGGAAACCAUGUUUGGGGUUAAACCAAGAGUGGAACAUUAUGCUUGUAUGAUUGAUUUACUUGGAAGAAUUGGGGUUUUGGAUGAAGCUUAUGAGUUGAUAAGAGAAAUGCCAAUGGAAGCGGAUAAACUUGUUUGGGGAGCGCUUCUUAAUGCGUGUAGGAUGCAUGGUGAUGUUGAAUUGGGUAAAAUUGCUACUGAAAAGCUUCUUAAGUUGGAUCCAAAUGAUAGUGAUGUUUAUGUGAUUAUGGAAAGUUUAUAUGCAAGUAGAUGUAAAUGGGAUGAGGUAAAGAAGAUUAGAAGUGUAAUGAGAGGGAAUGGUUAA
Molecule: messenger RNA, 477 nt
Organism: Lactuca virosa
Lineage: Eukaryota; Viridiplantae; Streptophyta; Magnoliopsida; Asterales; Asteraceae
Source: the annotation of a GenBank genome assembly